Molecule: messenger RNA, 1999 nt
Organism: Cataglyphis hispanica
Lineage: Eukaryota; Metazoa; Arthropoda; Insecta; Hymenoptera; Formicidae
Product: protein yellow-like
Exons: 3
Coding region: 459-1754 (431 amino acids)
Cellular component (GO): extracellular region
Source: RefSeq, a predicted model, not a curated record
AAGGUCAAGUUUGCACAAAAACAGUAAAAAAUUAGUGAAGGGCCGGCUAUUUUCGUGUCGACGGUUACAUCAUUAGACCGAAAAUUUGUGGCGCGGUUGAGCAGAAAACGCAGCAAUCUUUGCAUCUCCGCGUCACUUUGCCACCUACGUAAGCUCGGUAUAACAUUUGUGAUGUCUUCCCCUCAGCUCUCUGACCGCUGGUGUAAAUACACACACCAAACGAGUGGGAGAUCGACGCCUCCCCAACCGACGACGUUGGCGAAGGCGUCUCUCGUCAGUCAAAUUGCGAUCGUCGUUGCGUGACCAUUUAACGUUGCACUUAUUGUUAGUAUACAAUGAUUAAACAAUUGUUUGGCAUAUAACAUUGGAUUUGUAAAUAAAACGUGAAAAGACAGCUCCCGUGGAACUUAAACGUGUGUCAUAUUAGACUCCAUCGAACCGAUUCUGACAUCAACAAAAUGGAACGAUUACUAUUGCUAACUUUUUUAGCUGUCGUAGUAUUGUGUCAACAGUUUCAAACAAUUUUCGAGUGGAAGUCAAUUGACUUUCACUGGCAAUCAGACGAAGAACGGAAACAUGCUCUAGUGCGUGGCGAAUAUAUACCAGCAAACAACUUCCUCACCACCGUGAAAUUUUGGAAAGACAAGAUGUAUCUGACAUUACCACGAUGGAAAGACGGAGUGCCGGUAACAUUAGGCGUCACGUCUGCGAAGCCGGUGAACGGGAACACAGCACCCUUACUGGAGGCCUUUCCCAGCUGGGAUAUGCAGAAGCUGGGCGACUGCUCGGCGUUUCAAUUAGUUCACAGCGUGGAGAUUGAUCCUAAGGGUCGCAUGUGGGUACUCGACACCGGUCGGGCCACAUCUCUGCGUCAGGAGCGUAAGAAUGACUGUCCAGCUCGCCUCGUCAUUCUUGAUCUCGAGGACAACGGCAAGAUACUCCGCAGAUACGAGUUCCCCGAUCACGUAGCCCGUCGUGGGUCAUCGGGAACAUAUCUCAACGACAUCGUUCUUGAUCACGAGAAUGGUGGCAUGGCAUAUAUCACUGACAACGGCCAUGACGAUCCCGGCAUCAUUGUGUAUUCCUUGAAAAACAAUACUUCCUGGAAGAUUCGGCAUGAUUCUAUGAAGGCAGCAGGGGAGGCGGUUGGAUUUAUGGUAGCAAAAACACAUGUCAUCAAUCCGAUACACGUGGAUGGUAUAGCGCUCUCACCUGCAAGCAAUCGCGACAGGCAGAUUUACUAUUCACCUUUAUCUUCGUUUCACUUGUACUCACUCCCGGUAUCUGUUCUGAGAGACAAUGUAACAAACGUUGAUCAGUACGUGAAGCAACUCGGGCGGAAGUCAUCGCAGACUGAUGGUAUGGCAAUGUCGGCCAAUGGCGUACUUUAUUUCGGCUUAUUAGCCGACGACGCUAUCGCCAUGUGGGAUACCAAAAAUACAUCGUCUUUUACCGUCGGUCAGCGAAUUAUAUCGCGCGAUCAUUAUUAUACGCAGUGGCCUGACAGCUUCACUUUUGACGAUGACGGCAACCUUUGGUGUGUCACCAACAUGUUACAAAACUUUUUGAACAGUCGUGUCAAUAUCACCAUGCCCAAUUAUCGCCUCCUUCGAUUACCCUUAGGAGUUAGGAGUUAUCAAUAUUACGAAAACGGCACGGCGCCGGAAUGGCCGGACUUUACUGCUGGUGCCGAUUCCGUUAAAUUCGCGCUCGCCACAUUAUUAGCCGCACUUUUAGUAUUUGUCGCGAAGUAACUUUUUCGUAUCAAAGAUAUAGAUUUGAACACUACGAAGAAAUGAUUUACGAAUUCAUAUUGGCAAAAAAAAUUGAUUAGAGUUUAUAUAUAUUAAUUUUUAAGCUUACAAAAUAUUUUCUUAAUGUCUAUAUGUUUAAAUAUGUUUACAAAUGAAAAAACAUGAGAUAAAAGUAGUAUAGAGUAGAAAAAUUCAACAAUUGUGUAAUAAAUAGAUAGCUCUUCAUAAUGAUACUAUGAAAAAAU